AUGGCGGACGCAACGGGGCAUACGUGGAACAGCGUCUUGACGACAUGGGAGGCAAGCAGCUCGAUUGACAAGCUGUGUCUCAUCAUUACGGACGACUGGAGUAUCGAGUACUCCAAGAACAAGCACAAAAGUCCCUUCCUGAUACAAAGUCGCAAGCCCUGCGAGAUAAACUUGGAGCUUGCUUCCUUCGUCUUGAAGAACUUUCGAGACCCAACUGAAAUUUUCAAAGAAGGGAUUCGGGUGGGGAGAGAGAAGUACUUUGCUCUUCACUGCAACCCACGUACCAUACACUGCAAGUACGAAAGCUUGUCAUUCGUCUCAUCUUACAACUCAUCCAGGAAGGGAGCUUCGGGUAUCAUCUUCGUCAGGUGCAGAGGAGCAUGUAUAGUCGUUCAGUAUUCAGCUCCCAUCACAGCAAGUCAGUGCCUGUGCUAUGUCGAGUCCCUUGCCGACAUCGCCAACGAAGGUAUCGCGGGAGUUCACACCGGGGUUGCCGUCACAGGGGAAGGAGACAACAGCUAG
This is a messenger RNA of Guillardia theta CCMP2712, 522 nucleotides long. RefSeq lists its product as hypothetical. Gene Ontology annotation, molecular function: actin binding. The coding region runs from base 1 to 522 and encodes 173 amino acids. The record is from RefSeq and is a predicted model, not a curated record. The transcript is spliced from 6 exons. Lineage: Eukaryota; Cryptophyceae; Pyrenomonadales; Geminigeraceae.